Messenger RNA from Dicrocoelium dendriticum, 4715 nucleotides. NCBI's taxonomy places the organism in Eukaryota, Metazoa, Platyhelminthes, Trematoda, Plagiorchiida, Dicrocoeliidae. The record is from the annotation of a GenBank genome assembly.
AGUCUGGUCCCACAAUACGUCAUGCGCGUCUUGUUCCUACUCUGCGGGCUGUUCCUGACUGUGGCCAUCGAUUCGACAGGCAGGCACGUUCUGAGAGAGGAAGAUUUCGGGCGAGAACAUAGUCGCCAACUUUUAGAUAUAGCAGUCCGAGAAUGCAACCGCUACGAUAACGACCCUUUCUGGAGUAAAUUAGAAUCCAUAUUGGAAGGCACAAAAAGGCACCAGGUGAAUGGGAUCGUUGAGUACCGUUUCAAACUACGUCUGCGAGUCACAAAUUGUCCACUAGGAGUUCUUCUUUCUGAGAAUUCGAAACAGCCAGAAUACUUCUGUGACAGCACCCAAGAUCCGUAUCGCUUACUCUGCACAGUACGUGUGCGCGAGCACGUGGAGGAGGGUAGAAAGCCGGAAAUCACUGUGGACUCAGUAUGGCAUUGGUAUCCCGAAAAGGAAGCGUAUACUGCAACCUUCAAGAUGUACUUGAGCAAGCGGAAUCAGUCAAAGGAAAUGCACAGAAAGCUUCUUCAGCUGGUUGAUCACUACAACCUGGUGAACAAUACAAGCAGGUUGCUCAGGUAUGCUGACUUCGAUGAAGGAUUUGAACAGGGUACAUCAGGCGGUACAACGACGGGAACAGUCUACUUGCAUGAAACCCAAUGUGACCGUUCAACUGAAGUGGCUGAAAAUGAAAACUCGAAGAUGGCUGAAUGCUUCAAUAAUCUGACUGGGAAUGUGGUGACGUGCCAGGUAACUACGGACGAAGAAAACAAAGAUGCAACGAGGCUAAACAACUGUGUCCGGAACAGCACCGUAAUGAGAGGUUUGUGGCGAUCUACCAAACCACAAUCAAAGCCAAGGCACAAAUGCUUUCCCAUAACCGAGCAGUGGAAGUUUGAUGAGGAGGACCCAAGUCAAGACAUCCAAAUGUUGUCCCACGUUGGCCGAUCGAAUAUCCGUGCUGUUGACCCGGAUGAACUACAAAAGAGUCCCUUCAAGGAAAUACUUCAAGAUACUGUCACGGAGUACAACAAGAGAGUUAAUGAGGCGUUCAUGUACUCUCUACACCGUUUGGAUAAUGUGAAAAUCGAGAUUGAACCGAAAAUGGUCCUCUCUUUCUCAAUGACCGUGCAGUUGACAAACUGCCAUAAAACCGAUGAGCUGGUUGACAACGUUAUGAAAUUUCAGGAGCAGUGUCGCGAACCUGCGAAACCGCCUAAAUUACAACUGUGUCACGUUGUCGUGACUGGUGGAUUCGCGACCGACGAAGACAAUCGAAGCUAUUCCUUUCAAGGUUGCAGGUCAACCAAGCCAAGCAGUCGGUUGAGAGUGGGCCAUCCGCGUCACAUGGAUCCCAAAGAGAGAGAAAGUGAAGAAUUCAAGCGGCUCGUUGAGCGAGUUGUCUCGUAUUACAACAAUCGCAGCGAUUCGAACCAUGUGUACUCAGCGGAAGAUGUUCGGAACACAAGCAGCCAAAUUGUGAGCGGCAGGCGAAUCACCAUGACUAUUACAAUGAAAGCGAUCGGAUGCAAGGAAACACUUUCAGCUUGUCUACUCGACGAUAAAGAGGUUUAUCGGUAUUGUGAAGUGAGAGUUAUACAACAGCCUUGGGUGUCCCUGGAGAUGAUAGACGUGACCAACUGUUGGGAAAGGACCAAGAUGAUGAAAGAAAUAGAAGGAACUUGGGAAAUUCCGUCCCCGGAUUACAUGAGUCGACCGGAAGUGCAGAGCAUGAUUAACACCGCCGUGGCCCAACAUAACAAGCUGUUCAACGAUAGCAACAUUACCACAUUGGACUAUAUAACCGAAUUUCAAAAGCUGAAGGUAGGAGAAAAGCAGAUGUACACUUUCAUUCUGCACCUCAAGGGAGGGACACAGGACAGAGACAUUCGAGUAUGUAAUGUGUUACACAUGGGCCCGAGUGAAGGAAACGAAGGUCAAGUAUUUGUGACCAAUUGUUCACAGAAGCAAAUGAAGCCGGUUAAAAUGUUGGUCGGAAAACCCAGACUUCUAACAGAUGAUGAACGCGAUACGGAAGAGUUCCUUGAGCUAACUAACCGGGUUACUAGUAAAUUCAACCAAUUGACGGAGGACACCCAUUACCAUCGUCUUGUGCAUAUCGUUAAUGCAACUGUACAGGUGGUAGCAGGAAAGUUGACGGUACUUCAUAUUCAUUUGCAACGAACGAAGUGCAACAAAACGCAGUCUACUCGACUGUUUGACACCGUGCAUGACUACGAGUGCGGGAUACCAAACCAAACGCACGUACUUGCUUGCAGAGCACGUGUUUGGAGUAAACCUUGGGAAGAUUUCGAAGAAAUAACAGUAGAGGGAUGUCAAGAAAUUCCGCUCAAGACACCUAUUUAUGUGCAAACAAAACAACUUGACUUCAUGCCAACAAGAUAUUUCAAGCAUCUGAUGAGACGUGCUGAACACGUGUUCAAUUUAGCAUCAGAUCAAAUGGUAUUCUUUGAGACGCAUCUAGUUGAAAAUUUUGAAUUCAAGCAUUCUGGAAAUCGUGAAUACAAAUUUACGCACAUACUAAAGCCAACAAGAUGCGUAAAAUGGACAGGGGCAGCAUACUUUUUUGGAGGACAGGCUGAUGUUUGCCUGGGACUCGGCGCUCCGAUUGUGGCUAGCUGUGAAACUUCAGUAAAGAGAAAAGGAAAUACGAAAGCCUCUGAAGACCUGAUAAUGAAAAAUUGCCAGUAUUUUCGUAUUGGCGAAUUCAUUCCCCGCCGAGCGAUGACUGCGCCAGAGCGUGUCAGUGCGGAGUUCACGGCCAUCGUGGAUAGGUCCGUGAACAUAUUCAAUACGAGAACAUAUAGCGUCAACUGGCAUACGCUCUUCAACAUUGAACAUCCAACUGUUGAGUACAUUGCAGGAAAGCAAAUAGCCUUCACGUUGUUCUUGCUGCCUACCUUAUGUCGUUCACCGACGAUAAUGAAAGAAACCGAAGUCAGCGACGUAAUUUCUUGCAAUAGCACAACUCUUCGAUAUGUUGCUGCAUGCAAGGUACGCUACUGGACGAGACCAUGGAGCAAAGAGCAUGAGACGAUCGAUGUGAACGAUUGUGUCAUAGUACCAGUUGAAAAUGUAUCGCUGUCAAACGGCUCCACAGUCAUGCAGCCUGGGGAAAGCAGCUACUUGAUGGAGUGCCUACAAAGCUUGCAACCGAAACUACGGGAUACAUUUGGCAUGGAGCGCUCUAUGUACUUUGACUUCGGGAGCACAUAUAUGGACAAUAUAGAGCAGCAAACAGUGGCCGGAAAACGAUUUAUUUUCGACCUAUUUCUCAAACCUAAGGCUGAAUCGACAAAUUGUUCAUUAGCUGUUUCAAGUUCAAAGCCCUGUCCCAAGGAAAUUUCGUUCUAUCAUUGUAAAGCAAGCAUCUGGCUGAGACCUUGGCAAGAAACUGUGACAUACGAUCUCGUAAACUGCGUCAUUAUCGUCGCAAAAAUCAAUGGCACAUCCGCAGAAACAACUUUGCUCUCUGGAAGCGAGUAUGACGAAGAAUUAGAAGAAAUAGCACAAAGGGCUGUCCACCUGUACAACAAUAACUCAUCCGGAGGCACAAGUUUUGGCCUUGUUGACUUGAGCAAUGUGGUUCACCAAAUGCACUUUGGUAUUAAAACCACUUUUAAUUUGAAAAUGAAACCAAUUGACUGCAGCCAAAAGGAUGUUCCUGACGGAUGUCACGCUGACGAAACACAACCGUCUGUUCGCUGUCUAGUAACCAACUGGCACAGACCGUGGAUGCUUGGUAUGAAACGACUUAUACUGAGUGACUGUCAAGUACACAGCGGACCGGAAAGUUCGUUCGGAGUCCGACCGCUUUCUUCGCAAGAGCGCAACAGUGCACAGUUCCAGGAGAUGCUUGGGAAACUUGUGAGGAUGUACAAACCCUCCGUCCCCAUCUUAUAUGAUGUGGAUACAAUCGAGGACGCACAGGUGGAACUGAACGAACAGUUUCGUAAUGUUUCGUUUACUUUGGGCUUAAAGCCCAGUGGAUGCAAUGACACAUUGCCAAAUGCCGAUAGUUUGGCCUGCAAGAAGUGGCAGCAACAAGACAUCGUGAAUUGCAACGCAUAUAUUGUUGAACGGCCACCUUUUGGCCAAUCCAUACAGCUUUAUCUGAGAAACUGUCACAUCCGUUGGGUGCCACAGUCACGUAGGCUGAUAUCUAGUGAAGAGAAAAUGGAACCACGGUUUCAGAACAGUGUGGAUGCAGCGUGGAACAUAUAUGCAAAGAUCAAUCCGGAUAACGAAUUGUAUGCCGUAUCCGACAUAACGGAUGCUACCAUUGAGCGAAAUGAGGAGGAAAUUACACUAUACUCAAUCGAGUUCACCCGAACUGAUUGCCUAAAGGGUAAAGACGAGCACAAGUUCAGUUAUGGAGCAACAAAAGACUGUCACUUUUCAGUCCCGACGACUAAAGCAACUUGUUCAGUGAAAAGCACCCGUUAUACCGAUGGCAGACAAGAAGUCGUAUUGCAGUGCUGACGGAAAACAUAACCAAAGCAAAUAAAGUCUGAUCCCCACGAUUUGGUCACUAUUUCUAUGGCGAAUAUGAGGCACUGGUUUAGACCUGGUCCCCUUAUUUCCCCUUUCUGUAAAGCAGUAUGUUAGUUGAUCGCACAGUCAUGGAUCGAAUACUGAUCAACACCCUACCGGAGUCUUUAUUUAGUUUGAAUGAAAGCGUAAGCCAUGUUUCCUCACAU